AUGAAGAAUCAGGUAGCAAUUAUUGGAGCUGGUCUUAGCGGCCUUCUUGCCUGUAAAUACACACUCUCAAAGGGUUUUAAUCCAAUUGUUUUUGAAGCAAGAAACAGCAUUGGAGGAGUAUGGAUUAAUACAGUAGAGACUACAAAGCUUCAAACUCCAAAACCAGCAUAUCAGUUCUCAGAUUUUGCUUGGCCAGAUUCAGUCACAGAACUCUUUCCUGACAAACAUCAAGCCUUGGAUUACCUGCAGUCAUAUGCACAUCAUUUUGACUUGUUUAAGCACAUCAAAUUCAGCACUAAAGUACUUGGCAUCAAGUAUGAAGGCGCAUCCGAUGAAGAGAUGCAGUCAUGGAGCUUGUGGGGUGGAAAUGGGGAGCCCUUCAACUCAAGAGGGAAAUGGAUAGUUGAAGCACAGGACACACAUAACCCUUCAACUCAGGUUUACCAAGUGGACUUUGUGAUCCUUUGCGUGGGACGGUUCAGUGAUGUUCCAAACAUCCCUGAAUUUGCUCCUGGCAAAGGCCCGAAAGCAUUUCAUGGGGACGUGAUGCAUUCUAUGGACUACGCCAACAUGGAUUAUGAAAGUGUUAGAGACUUUGUCAGAGGCAAGCGAGUUACCAUCGUGGGGUUCCAAAAAUUUGCAAUGGACAUUGCAAUGGAGUGCUCUACAACAAAUGGGGUUAAACAUCCGUGCAGAGUUUUAUACAGGACUGAACAUUGGAAUGUCCCUGACUACAAUCCAUGGGGAGUGCCUUUACCUUAUUUGUAUUUCAACCGCUUCUCGGAGCUCAUGGUUCAUAAGCCUGGUGAAGGAUUCCUACUCAGUCUGCUGGCAACAAUUCUUGCACCUCUGAGAUGGGCAUUUUCAAAAUUCGUCGAAAGUGAUAUCAAGAAGAAGCUCCGUUUGGCAAAGUUUGGAAUGGUUCCAAAGCACAGUUUUCUUCAAGAACUAAGUUCUUGUCUGAUUUCAACAGUUCCACAAGGAUUCUAUGAUAAAGUUGAAGAAGGAAGCAUCAAACUGAAGAAAGCUCCCAGUUUUAGCUUCUGCAAAGAAGGCAUAAAGGUUCAUGGUGAGGAUACACCAAUAGAAACCGACUUGGUCAUAUUGGCUACAGGAUAUAAAGGUGAAAAGAAGCUCAAAGACAUUUUUGAGUCCAAAAUGUUUCAGGACUCCAUACUUGGGUCCCCUAACGCUGCUGUUCCUCUCUACAGACAAUGUAUUCAUCCGCAAAUUCCACAACUAGCAGUUAUAGGAUUCUCAGAAAGCGUUGCAAACUUGUACACCUCAGAAAUGAGAUGCCGGUGGGUGGCAGAACUUCUUGAUGGCACUUUCAAGAUACCUAGCAUAAAAGAGAUGGAAAAAGAUGUUGCAAAAUGGGACCAGUAUAUGAAGCAAUAUUCUGGUGUAUAUUACCGUAGAUCAUGCAUCGGUGCCCUUCACAUAUGGUACAAUGAUCAACUAUGCAAAGACAUGGGAUGGAACCCAAAAAGAAAGAAGGGAUUCUUUGCUGAAUUGUUUGAGCCCUAUGGACCUGCCGAUUAUGUUUCCCCCUAA
Molecule: messenger RNA, 1554 nt
Organism: Dovyalis caffra
Lineage: Eukaryota; Viridiplantae; Streptophyta; Magnoliopsida; Malpighiales; Salicaceae
Source: the annotation of a GenBank genome assembly